UUGCAAGUGCUAGCAAAAUUUCAAUAUGUCGAAGCGGGUGAGCAUUAUCACGCCAGACGAGCUGGCUGCAGAGGGAGCAGCUACUGCAGAGGCUGUAACUCCUUCAUCUAGACGCUCAUCAGCGACAUCGGUGAGAGCCAAAAAUUCGAAGAGUAGCUUGAAAGUUAUGCCCAGUGCUGAUGUCAAAACAAAGAGUGAAACUAAGCUGAAAAGUGAACACGAUACGAAUGCGAACACUGAGAGCGCCUUGGUGAAACUGUCCAUGACGGAUCUGUUCUCGGAUGGCUGUGAACGCUAUAAGAAGGAUUGCUGCUGUUGCCACUGUGUGGCUGUGAGGAAGGCCUUGAGGCAGGCAGCAUAUCUGCAAACGCCGGAAGGCAAAGAGCGGACGCAGCUGAAGAUGCAUCUGAAGAGCUUCUUCAUGGACAUCAAUGCAAUGACCCACGUACGCCGGACGAUCGAGGCGAGGCUGCAUGGAAACAAGGAGCCGACACCCUCACCAACCAAGAGUUUUCCCAUAACCAUAACUGAUGUAGAACCGAUAGAUGAGCAUUGCAUGUCCAUAGAUUGGUAUCUGCACGAUGACUCCAUGGUGACGCACUACGAGAUCUAUGUGGACAAUAGGAGGCGAAAGCGCAUAUUCAAUCCCUUGGUGACGAGCACGGUUCUCCUGGACGUGGACAUGAAACGCUCGCACAAGAUUCGCAUGAGGGCGAUGCCCAAGAAGUGUGCCAGCUCGAAUACCGAUCCCAUGGAUAAACUUGUCCGGGAUGUGUGCUGUGGUGGCCUCAAUAACAUCCUUGAUUCCGACUAUUUCUGUCAGUGUGCCAACAAAUCGAAAAUGGAGAAAAUCAAGGUGCAUUACAAAAGGAACUCGUGCCAGGUGCUGGUCGAUUUCUGGAAGGACAGCGAGUUCUUUUACAUACCCUCCCUUCUCUCUGUAGAUCAAUUGUAGGUCCUCAAUUUAUCACUUUUUGGUAACUCCUAAUUCAAUUUUUAAAUGUAAGUCACAAGUCAAAAUUUUACAUAUUCUAAAUUGUAUUUAACAAAGUUGAAGCUAAUAUUGAAUGAGGUCGUUCCUAAAGGGACUGAUUAACUUGUAACAUAUUUAAAAUACUGCAAAUCAGGUUAUAAUUGCAGCAAUUCGAAGUUUCAUUUACAUACAUCGUUAAAAUCGGAGAAAUCUGAAUAAAAUAAAAGUUUUUAAGUGCCACUCAAACGUGGAAGCUGCGUGUGUCGAGUGUUGUCUGUCAUCCAAAGACAAGACUUUCGCACUUUGAACUCAGCAUCUGAA
Molecule: messenger RNA, 1294 nt
Organism: Drosophila grimshawi
Lineage: Eukaryota; Metazoa; Arthropoda; Insecta; Diptera; Drosophilidae
Exons: 1
Coding region: 26-955 (309 amino acids)
Source: RefSeq, a predicted model, not a curated record